AUGUCACUUCAUGCAAAAAAGAGCCAGGUUGAAUGCCAGGUAAAAAUUCCAGAUGAUGAGAAAGUAUCGAAAAAGAACGUUGUUGAAAUGCUGAAAAUUGGUGAAAUACUUCGCAAUAGGUAUAAAAUCGAAAAAAGACUAGGCCGUAGUAAUUAUAAUCAAAUUUAUCGGGCCUAUGAUAAUAUUAAAUCUCGACCUGUAGUAGUGAAAAUUGCAACACCAAAAUUAGACCCGAGACGAAUGAAAAUUGAACAAAUGGUUUUAACUUUAUUACGUGGAAAAAAUCAUUUUGUGACAUUGAUUGGUAUGGGACAAAUUCACGAUGUGCCAUAUCUUGUAAUGGAUCUUGUUGGCCGUAACUUGGCUGAUAUACGUGAACAAUAUCUUUCUAAACGAUUACAGCCAAUAACCGUUUAUAGAAUAUCUGCACAAGUGAUAAGUGCGCUACGUGACUUGCAUACUGUAGGAUUUUUACAUCGUAACAUUAAACCAUCAAAUAUUUGCAUUGGUAGAGGUGCACAAAGACGUGUGAUUUAUCUUCUUGAUCAUGGCAUGGCACGGAUGUUUACUGAAAUAGACGGUAGAAUUCGAAAACCGCGCCAUCACGCAGGUUUUCGUGGUACACUACGUUACGUAUCAUUGACAGUACAUUCACGUGCUGAAACCGGUCCACGUGACGAUCUAAUCGCGUGGUUUUAUUCAAUGAUUGAACUAAUUAAUGGGAAACUACCAUGGAGCGGUCUAACUACAGCAAAAGAUAUCGAGGAAUCAAAAAGGAAGGAAACCUUUGAAAGUUUAUGCAAAGAUCAACCAAAUCCAUCUCUUGAAUUUGCUAAAAAAAUAACAUCACUAAAUGCUGCCACCAUGCCAAAUUAUCAAGAGUUAAUUACAAUAUUCAAAACAGUUAAAUAUAAGGAUGAUUCACCGUUCGAAUGGGAAAUACAUAAAUCGUUACUUUUAAUAUUUUAA
This is a messenger RNA of Cercopithifilaria johnstoni, 969 nucleotides long. The record is from the annotation of a GenBank genome assembly. Lineage: Eukaryota; Metazoa; Nematoda; Chromadorea; Rhabditida; Onchocercidae.